This is a messenger RNA of Chironomus riparius, 2625 nucleotides long. NCBI's taxonomy places the organism in Eukaryota, Metazoa, Arthropoda, Insecta, Diptera, Chironomidae. The record is from the annotation of a GenBank genome assembly.
AUAACCUAUUUUGAUCAAUAAAUUGAUUUUUCAAAAUAAAAAUACAAAUAUUAUUUCAUUGUGACUUAAAAAAUUAGAUUAAGCAUAUCUUUCACUUCCUUUCUCCACAAAUUCUUCAUCUUUUUGCACUUUUGGAUUAUAAUAAUCAAUCAAGCUGGAGAAAAACAUGACAGAGUUAAGAAGUAGUCGUGUAUUUCCGCAAACAUUACAGCCAACGGGAAGGACAGUAUGGGAGCUGGAUUUAAAUACAUUAUCAUGUGGAAUGAAUGAAGAAAAUGACCAACAAGAAAUCACAUCAACUGAUUCAAAUAUCCUGACUGAAAGUGGUGGCUCAGAGAUGUUGCUGUUCAGGAAUCCAAUGGAUGAUGAAGAUUUAGAUAUUUUUGAUUGCUUCAAGUCAGGCGAGAUUAAUGAAGUGGAGAAUUUAGUUGAUAAGUUAGGACCAGAAAUAUUAAGUUCACGUGAUAAGCACGGCUAUACAAUUGCACAUUGGGUGUGCUUGGAUGGAAAUGCUGAACUUUGUCGUUAUCUUAUCGAGAAAAAUGCACCAAUUGACUUACCUUGUUUAGGAAUUCAAGGACCACAUCCAAUACACUGGGCAGCACGUAAAGGACACACAGCAAUUAUUCAGCUUUUACUUCAAACAGGUCAAGUGAAUGUCAAUACUGCUGAUUUUAAAGGAUUGACUCCACUCAUGACUGCUGCUAUGUAUGGAAAAAUGAUUACAGCUUGCUACUUGCUUGGUAUGGGUGCACAACAUCAUUUGACAGACAUAAAUGGUGAUGCAGCUAUUCAUUGGGCUUCUUAUAAAGGACAUGCUGAAAUUAUUCAAAUUUUAAUUAAUUCUGGUGUUGAUUUAUCAAAAACUGAUAAUUUUGGAUCCACGCCUUUACACCUAUCUUGCUUGUCUGGAAAUAUUCAAUCAGUUAAAUUGCUAUGUCAAAAAAGGAAUUUAGAUCUUCAACCAAAGGAUAAGAAUGAAAAGACACCAUUAAUGCUAGCACAAAGUCAUCGUCAUUAUGAGAUUGUAAAGCUAUUGCAGAAUGAAAUGAAAAAGAAGUCUCGUUGGUUUCCAGCAUUUUCAGAAGUUUGGGGAUGGCUGUUUGGUGGAGCUGGAAAUUCUAAAGGACCUUUGUUCCUCUUUUUAGUUUCUGUACUACUGUGGGGAUAUCCAAUGUACAUCAUUCGUUGCAUUCCAAUCACAUGGAAUACAUUAAGACGUUCUCACUAUGUCUUUAUUUAUUGGAACUUGUUGAUGUGGGCUAGCUGGAUUAUAGCUAAUCGAAAGAAUCCUGGUUAUAUUCCAAUGAACUCAGAUUCAUAUUAUCAAGCAAUAAAGCAAAUUCCUUAUUUGGAUAAAUGGAAAAAGCGGUCAUGCAAUGCGAUAUUGUCACGAUUGUGUCAUAGCUGUAGAUGCUUAAGACCAAUGAGAGCUAAACAUUGUAGGAUUUGCAACAGAUGUGUUCAGUCUUUCGACCACCACUGUGCAUUCAUUCAUAAUUGUGUUGGCCUCAAAAAUCGUGUCUGGUUUUUCCUGUUCGUGUUAUCAAUUGCUGUGAACUGCUCAUUCACCAUUUACUUUACCUGUUAUUGCGUUAUGAUUGAAGGAUUUACGUUACUCUAUGUUCUUGGUCUGUUGGAAGCAUUCUUCUUCUGUGGAUUAGGAUGGAUAUUGACAUGCACAUCUAUUCUUCAUGCCUGCAUGAAUCUCACAACAAAUGAAAUGUUCAAUUACAAACGCUACCCAUACUUGCGUGACAAACGAGGACGUUAUAACAACCGCUUCUCACGAGGAAUUGUUAUGAAUUUAUUUGAAUUUGUUCUAAUGCGUCCUGUCGAUGAAGAAAUGUUUUUAGACGAGCAACUUUGAAAAUCACUCAAAUCGUUGAGGUCAUCAAGAUCAACACUUUAUUCCGAAUAAAUCUUUUUUUGAAAUUAUCACAAUCUCACUUUUGAGCUUUAAAAACAUGCUUUCAACAAAGUUUGAUCCUCAUGAUUUACAACGAUUUCACGUGAUGAACAAUAUUAAUCUUAUUGCACGAAAAAACGACUUUAUAGCCUAAAUAAUUUAACUCAAAAGACAAGGAAUUUGAAGGCUUCUGGUAGUGUUAAGAAUUUAUAUUGGGAACGAAUGACGGCAUUUGUUAAUUGUAGAAUGUGAUUUGAAGCUUAGAAUUCCUUUUCUUUUUGAGGGUAUGUCAAGCUACUCAUGAUUUUUAAGUUAGGAUAUUGAAGAUAAUUCAAUAAAUUUGAUCCUAAUCAUUAUUGUAAUCUGAAGGAUGAAGCAAUGUCAAUCAACAACUAUUAACAGACAUUUUCUGCUAGCUGCUAAAGGGGACGUUCACUUAUGAUGUCCAGAGAGGGGGGGUUGCAAGAAAAGAACAAUAGAAAUUCCUGGAAAUCCAUUGUUCUUUUUAAAAAAUUACCGUUAAUUUCGGGCGUCAUAAGUGAACAAUCUCUAAGGUUAAAUACCAGUAAAGUACACUUCUAGAUUUUAAAAGCUCAAUCUUACAAUGUAUUUCUCUAACUUCAAUUAUAUGAGUAGCUUGAAUUUAUUAGAUAUGAUUAAAUUUGAAUGUUUUAUCUAUUCUAUUGAAAUUUUAUAUAAAAAAAAAAUUAUAAGCC